AUGGCAGAGAGACACAGUGGCCGCAACCACCCAGGAUCGGAACAGACAAUGGAAGGCGAUAUCGAAGCAUUGGAAAAGCAGCUGGAAGCCCUGCGAAAUCAGGGGCAAACCGAGCAGGAGCGGAUACGUGAGGUUGAGGACUGGUUUUUUGAGCGGAUCCUCGAGAGAAGGAUCCGCGAGCAGUCACGUCACCAUCACAUUCGACCUCACGAUGGCGGGCAUGAGCGAAAGCCUGCGCGAAGAGAUACUGAAGAAGAUGCAAAGCCUCCAAUCUCACCUCGACUCAUACUUGGAGAGCAGCGGGUGCUGGAAGCCAUGAAUCAACACGAUAUAGCCGUCCAUCAGAAGGUCGUGACUGCGUGGGAAAGCAAACUCGAGCUACUAGGAACAGACAAAGUUGAUUCCCAGAAGCUUGCAGAUAACGACAUGCUUGUCAUGUUCCUGGAGGCUGAGCUCGAAACCAUCCUCGAGCAUAAGACGGCUCAGAAGAAGGAGAUAGAUAGACACCUCCAGAAGGUCAAGGCGACGGAAGACUGGCUCAUGGAGAAGGGCGUCGACAUGAAGAAGCGGAAGUAUCCGGAGAGUUUCAGGCGGGAGGUCUCUCGUGCUCCUCAGACAGAUGGAGUUUGA
Paraphaeosphaeria sporulosa is the source of this 630-nucleotide messenger RNA. RefSeq lists its product as uncharacterized. The record is from RefSeq and is a predicted model, not a curated record. Lineage: Eukaryota; Fungi; Ascomycota; Dothideomycetes; Pleosporales; Didymosphaeriaceae. The coding region runs from base 1 to 630 and encodes 209 amino acids. The transcript has 2 exons.